Messenger RNA from Trifolium pratense (red clover), 2031 nucleotides. Its product is annotated as AAA-ATPase At2g46620-like. NCBI's taxonomy places the organism in Eukaryota, Viridiplantae, Streptophyta, Magnoliopsida, Fabales, Fabaceae. Bases 360 to 1826 code for a protein of 488 amino acids. The record is from RefSeq and is a predicted model, not a curated record. Gene Ontology annotation, molecular function: ATP hydrolysis activity; ATP binding. The transcript has a single exon.
CAUCCUUAUUAUUUAUUUUUUUAACAAUAAUGGAAAAUACAUCGUAGGAGGCCGUAGGUUUCCGAAGAGUCAAAAAUAUUGAAAAUCAAAUCAAAUCAAACACAACAAAGAAGAACACAUGUACUAUUAAAUUUAAUUAAUCAAUAAUAUUAAAUUUGCCGGCACUGACCUUAUGCAAUCGAUGACCUGUUCAAAGUGUAUACUAUACCGAUAUAUACAAAGUGCAUCACAUUUGUCAUCAACAACAUUCAUUUUUACAUUCCCAAAUCCAAACGCAUGCACGAACAAUUUUAUUCUUCAAUCUAACCCUAAAUAAAUUCUUUAUAUUAAUUCAUUCAUUCAUUCUCUCAAACUAAAUUAUGAUUUGGAUUUGGGUUACCUCAAUGACUAUCUCUUCAAUUUUCUUCAUCUUUCUUUUCUCUUUCUUAAUCCUUCGUUUCUUUCGUAAAACUUCUGCACUACACAUCUUAAAACAUUGGUGGCUUUCGUUUGAAAAUCUCUUCCAUCUUCAUCAAUCGUUCAAAAUUCCUCUCUAUGAUCAUAAUUUCCGAGAAAAUCAACUUUACCGGAAAAUUCUAACCUACCUCGAUUCACUUCCUUCCGUUCAAGACUCUGAUUUCACAAACCUAUUUUCCGGUCCGAAUCCUUCUGAUAUUUUCAUUCAUCUUGAUGCUAAUCAAAUCGUUCAUGAUGCUUUCUUAGGUGCUAAGCUUUCUUGGAAGAAUAAUACUGUCGCUGGCGACUCUGCUUCAGCGCUAGUGCUUAGAAUGAAGAAGAAAGAUAAGCGUAGGGUUUUCCAACAGUAUUUUCAGCACAUUUUAUCAGUAGCGGAUGAAAUUGAACAGCGGAGGAAGAAGGAUAUAAAAUUGUUCAUGAAUUCUGGCUCCGGCGAGACGUAUAGAUGGCGAUCGGUUCCGUUUACUCAUCCGGCGAGCUUUGAAACGGUUGCGAUGGAUGUAGAACUGAAAAACAAGGUGAAAACAGAUCUGGAUCAGUUUCUGAAAUCAAAGCAAUACUAUAACCGAUUAGGUCGUGUUUGGAAGAGAAGUUACCUUCUCUACGGUGCUUCCGGUACCGGAAAAUCAAGCUUUGUAGCAGCGAUGGCGAAGUUUCUUUGCUAUGACGUGUACGAUAUCGACGUUUCGAAAAUAACGGACGGUUCAGAUUGGAAAACAUUAUUGAUGCAAACGACGCCAAAGUCAAUGAUCUUAAUCGAAGAUCUCGAUCGUUUAUUAGCAGGAAAAUCAACGGCUGUAAACUUAUCAAGUGUGUUGAAUUUCAUGGAUGGAAUCAUGUCUUGUUGUGGUGAAGAACGCGUGAUGGUUUUCACGAUGAAUGGUACUAAAGAUGAAGUUGAUCAAGCGGUGUUAAGACCUGGAAGAGUUGAUGUUCACAUACACUUUCCCUUAUGUGAUUUCUCCACUUUUAAGAUUCUUGCGAAUAGUUAUCUAGGGUUAAAGGAACACAAGCUUUUUCCACAGGUUGAAGAGGUUUUUCAGACCGGUGCACGGCUCAGUCCGGCUGAGGUUGGUGAAAUUAUGAUAUCGAACCGGAAUUCACCGAGCCGGGCUUUGAAAACCGUUAUAACCGCUAUGCAGGUUCAAUCUAAUGGUCAGGGUCAGAGAUUGAGUCAUAGUGGAUCGGGUCGGGGCUCCGAAGAGGUUAAUGAUGCGAAUGCUGUGAUAUGUAGAGAGAGUGUUCAUACGGUGAGGGAAUUUCGGAAACUGUAUGGGCUUUUGCGGUUGGGAAGUAGGAGGAAGGAGAAAGAUGAGUCGGUUCAUUCGGGUCCGAUUGAAGCUCCACGAAUUGAAAGUCGGGUCGGGUAAAUGGAUCUGAUUGGAAUAUUUUAUUUUUUAAAAGAAAAAUGUAAAGUUGUUUCCAGUUAUUUGCUAGCUGCUACUGACAAUUAUUGCAGAAUUUUUUUUUUGUUGAUAAUUUACGAUUACAUUGUUGUAUGUAGUACUACACAGAAAAAAUAAUGAGUAGGUUGUUGUUAGGUAGAUUGAACUAGAAUUCAUAUUGUUUGUUUGA